Morchella sextelata is the source of this 795-nucleotide messenger RNA. RefSeq lists its product as uncharacterized. The transcript has a single exon. NCBI's taxonomy places the organism in Eukaryota, Fungi, Ascomycota, Pezizomycetes, Pezizales, Morchellaceae. The record is from RefSeq and is a predicted model, not a curated record. The coding region runs from base 1 to 795 and encodes 264 amino acids.
AUGAAAGCCGCCAAAAAUGCCUACUUCAAUGCAAUAAAACAAGCAAAGCAAGAGCACUGGAACUCAUUCGUUUCCAACGCCAGCUCCCAGGACCUCUGGAGACUGAAGAAAAUGGCAUCAAAGACGGAAGACCGUGUCCCCUCACUACCAAACUCACCCACACCCACCCUCCUCAAUAAGAACCUAAUCAACGCCUUCUUCCCGCCUAGAACAGAAGCACCAUCACCACCCCCCAUCAACUACCAAGACGUGACACCCAUAACCCCUGAGGAAGUCCAAAACGUCUUGAAAACAACCUCCAAUCUCUCAGCACCAGGCCCAGAUACAAUCCCAUACAGUGUCUGGAAAAAAAUCCAUAAGGCAAACCCCCUCAUCAUAACCUCCCUCCUCAACCCACUCCUCGCGCACGGAUACCACCCCCUCUCCCUAAAAAGAGCCAACGGUGUUAUACUUGCAAAGCCAGGAAAGACCGACUACUCCUCCCCCGCGGCAUACAGAAUUAUCGUCCUCCUACAAACCUUCUCCAAAAUUCUGGAAAAGAUCGUCACACUUCGCCUUGCAAAGAUCGCAACCGCCACAGGCCUUAUCCACCCCCACCAAUGCGGUUCCAUCGCCGGCCUCUCUACAGCCGACGCCGUUACUACGCUAAUACAUGAGACGAAAGCAAUGCAGCUAGCCAAGCUGAAAGUCUCCACCCUCUUCCUCGAUAUCAAAGGGGGUUUCGACCAUGUUCUCAAACAAACCCUUGCCCCCCUCCUUGCCGCCAAAUCAGUCCCCCCAUACAUAAUCAACUGA